Messenger RNA from Diversispora eburnea, 1440 nucleotides. Lineage: Eukaryota; Fungi; Glomeromycota; Glomeromycetes; Diversisporales; Diversisporaceae. The record is from the annotation of a GenBank genome assembly.
AUGUUAUCAAUUUGGGUAAUAAUAAUAAUUGGUCUUCCUUUAUGGUGGAAGACGACCGAGAUUUAUCGUGCACAACUUCCAUUUGCAGAGAUAGAAGAAUGGUCUAAAAAAAGGGAGAGAUUAGAUAUUAAAUUUUCAACACACUUCACUUUAUUUAUUGCUACCAAUGUGUUGGAAGAAAACAAUAAUUUUAAUCUCAAAAAUCUUGAUAUUCGUUUAAAAGAAUCAAUUGCAUCAAAAUAUAAUUUAAUUAACAAUUCAAAAUCUGUUCAAUUUCCUGUUAAAUUUAAAAUAAAAGAAUGGAAUGAAUGGAAAGAUGUUCUCAAAGAAGAUUUCAAUCUUGGACAAUUAAAUUUUACUAGUAAAAAUGGAAAAUAUGCAUUUUAUAUUUUACCAGGAAAUAAUGAAAAUAAAAAAACAAAAGUAUUGGUGGGAAAUCAAAGGCAAGCCAUUGUACAAAUUGAACAAAUUGAACAUUGGAAUCUUGAACCAUCAACAGAAGCAAAUGUAGAACUUGACAGUAUGAGAACAAUGAAAUAUUCUCCAAUGUAUCAAGUAACAUUCAGCCUUAUGAAUGGAGAUCCAUCAAGUUUACUUGUAAAUUGGGAUAUUGAUCAAACUGUUAAUAAAUAUUUGAAACCAUUUGUUGAUAAGAUUUCUGUAAUUUCCAAUUUAAUAGUAGAAUCCCAAAUUCAACAUUAUGCCAGAUUAACAUUUGAACCUCAACAAAAAAAAAUCAUUGAGAAUAUUAAUUAUAAUAAUGAUAAUGACAAGUAUUUUUAUUUGACUCCUGAUUUAUUACCUCAUUUUAUAAAUGCUGCGGAAUGGAAACUUGCUUCGGCCGUUUCUUCUUAUCCUACACUUAAUUUUAUUUUAUAUGUUCCAUCUUUAGAGCAAAGUCCUUUGUACAUACAAGAUUCAAAAGAAAAUAUUAUUAAAAAUAAUGCAUUUUUAAUACCAAGAUGGGGUGGAGUGGUUAUAAAUAAUCCGGAUCGCUCAACCGGGAUUCAUAAUUUUACAUCAGAAGAAUUGAAAUCUGUAAUGUCUAUCUUUAUCAUGCAAUUAAGAGGAUUACUUGGUGUACAAGAUUUUUGGGUUAAAGCUGGAUCUGGUUUGGAUUCAUCUGUAACUAUCGAAUUUACUUCGCCACAAAAUACUGCUAUUACCAUGUGGGAACUUGAUAGUUUGGUGAGGCGCCGAAUAGCGGAAAAUAUUGUGGCCACAAUUUUAACUUUAAAAUCAUUGUCACAAUUAGUUGCUGAAAUUCCAAAUAUGGUUGUAUUAGAUCAUAUACAAACUGAGGUUUUAUUGGCAUUGGACAGUUUGAAAAAGUCCUGCACAAGUUUACAAGAAGAACAAUAUGAAAUUGCUUUACAACAUGCAAAAAAAGCAAUAGAAAGAGCGGAAUCAGCAUUUUUUGAUCCUACAAUGAGAAAUUAA